UGCUUGGAGUAACCAGGGGCCACCAGGGCCCCCCCUGACUCAAAUAGGGCAGUCUGUGCCUUUUAGGUGACGGGGGACUGUGUAACAUGAGCCGGGCUGAAAACUGCGCGCUGGAUCCGGCUGCCGGUGCAGAUGCUGUUCGCCAAAGAGAGAGAGAGGAGGCGCAUAAUGGAUCCCGUCCAACUGCUGCUCAUCAUACUCACAUCUUUGCCAUUUUGUUCAGCUGUCUACACCGGGCCCCUCCAACCGGAGAUCUCCAAUGGCACUUUUCAUCACUUCUUCGUGCCGGACGGGGAUUACGAUGAGACUGAAGACCCGGAGGAGUGCCAGAUGCUGUUUAAAUUCUCGGAUGUGUAUCCAUGUGGGGCCUAUGAAGAGAGGGACUCUGUAGUGCGGGACGACUUCAUCAUCAGCAAGCUCCAGGCGGAGGACGCGGCGCGGUUGCUGGAGGGCAUCGGCCGGACUGUGGCGCACGACCUGGACGGAGAAGACAGCUACGGAAAGUUCCUUCAGCGGGAGAUCUCCCAGAUCGGCGAGGCCUUUUCAAGCGUGGACAAGUCUCUGGUGGAGCUGGAGGUGAAGUUUAAACAAAGUCAGGAGACGGAGCUGAGAGAGGAGCAACAGCUGAACGGCUACGUGAUGAAGCAAGUGGGUGAUAUCAGGGACGCGCUGAGGGGGACCAUGGACAUCUCUGCAGGACUUAAAGAUAAACAGGAGCUGCUGUCUCUCAUCAUCCGCAGUCAUGGCACCAGACUGAGCCGCCUGAAGACAGAGUAUCUUCAUGUUGGUUCAUAGUGGGGUUAUUGUGUGUGAGAGUGUGUGUGUGUGUGUGUGAGAGAGAGAGAGAGAGAGAGAGUGAGACCCUCCAGUGCAACUUUCAUUGUGACUUAUAAAUAUCCUUCCUAAGUAUCUUGAAUGUCUCUGACCUUUGGUUAUCCCCAUUCCUUGGACUUCUGUCAUUAAAUUGACCUCUAACAAAAACAUCUGACACAUUCCUCUGAGUUGGGAGUGGAAAAAGGAAAUGUGGACAUAAAUUAUGUCUGCACAAUCACUCUGUGCCACCUCAUCUAGAGAGAGGAGAAUGUGAAAAUAAAAGCUCUCCAAGUGGAUUUAUCAAUGUUUUUAAAUCAAUUUAAUGUCUACAUUUUUUAUGUAUGCUUUAAAUUAUGUCGUUCAUACAAUUUUAGGUUAUUAUGGAUCAAAUAAAUGCUUAAUAUUCUUCACAUAUCUUGUUGUUGUUUUUUGUUGUAAUACAACACACGUUGCAUUUCUACAGCUUACCUUACUGGUUUGCCCUGAGACAUAUACACUGCCAUACAGUGUUGUAUUACACAAAAACAUCUCCAUCCUUUGAAGCUUGAGGUUACCAUAAACAGUAUAAACCUUUGAAAUCUGAACGUUUGAUUUUUCUACUCUGUCGUGUCUUUACGUCACCAUGUUUGUUGUUGCCACUACAAGUGGCAGACUUGACAUGUCCCGUCAAGUGGCCCUGGUUAAUUGGCGUCUGAAGUCUGUCACUGCCUCCCACUUACAUCUGGAAGCUAUCUACGCAAGUAUGAAAUAUGUUUGGCUGAAGGCGAAGUCACUUUCGUCAUUAUCUGCUCCUUUGUCCGUCACGACCUAUAAAAUUUUCAGCUGAUAUGUUUAUUGUGUCCAAAAGUUGUUGAUGAGUUGUUUUGGGAUGUCAUUUCACUAGAAAUAGACAAACAGCGUCACUUUUUACUGCUGUGUCAAAAUAAAACAUCA
Messenger RNA from Larimichthys crocea (large yellow croaker), 1746 nucleotides. It is a transcript of the gene fibina, whose product is annotated as fin bud initiation factor a. Bases 133 to 795 code for a protein of 220 amino acids. NCBI's taxonomy places the organism in Eukaryota, Metazoa, Chordata, Actinopteri, Sciaenidae. The record is from RefSeq and is a predicted model, not a curated record. The transcript has a single exon.